AUGCUGUCAUGCUCCAGUCGAUACUCGGGGCGGGAAACGUUUCCACCUGCAGCCUCCACGAAUAGCGGGGAAUACCAAGCUUUCUCGCACAGCCCUAUCUAUUACCACUAUCAGCUCUGGUCAGGGGUGGCUGAAUCCUCACAGGCUAGAAACACCAAAAGUACCGUAGGCUACUCCAU
Molecule: messenger RNA, 179 nt
Organism: Morchella sextelata
Lineage: Eukaryota; Fungi; Ascomycota; Pezizomycetes; Pezizales; Morchellaceae
Exons: 1
Source: RefSeq, a predicted model, not a curated record